This is a messenger RNA of Oncorhynchus tshawytscha (Chinook salmon), 2244 nucleotides long. RefSeq names its product transmembrane protein 87A. Gene Ontology annotation, cellular component: Golgi apparatus; membrane. Lineage: Eukaryota; Metazoa; Chordata; Actinopteri; Salmoniformes; Salmonidae. The transcript is spliced from 19 exons. The record is from RefSeq and is a predicted model, not a curated record. Gene Ontology annotation, biological process: retrograde transport, endosome to Golgi. The coding region runs from base 36 to 1748 and encodes 570 amino acids.
CCAGCCAGCCACGCAACACUGGAGCUACUGAAAACAUGGCUGCUUCUGUACGGGUGAGGACGUGGAACAGCAAGGCUAGCUCAGUCAAACCCUGGCUCCUUCUUUUGACAGGGAUCAUUUUAUUGGGCGAUGUAAAUAGCGGGGUCAUGGCAGCACCAGAACCGGGACAAUGGAGUAUUACAGUUGUCAAUACCUCAAGACCAUUACUUUUGAGGAAAUCCAUGUAUAAAGACACUGAUAUCAAAUUGAAAGUUGUGUCCUUUGGUUGUCCAGAGGAGAUGACUUUUACCAUUCAAUGGUACUUGAAAUACUAUCCCUGCCACAAUGAGUUCAAUAAUAUUGAGGAAAUGUAUGAGAGGACGCCACUGAGUCGAGGACAGAGUAUGGAUCCUAACCCUCUAGGACAAGGGGAAUGCAUUGAGCACAAGCACAAGCCCUUGAGCUGCAACAAUGACCUGCGAUACUUCCCAAUGCUAAAUAAAGCCAAGGCAGAACCACGGCCAGUUGUCCCUCCCAUGGAAGGAGCAGCACCGGGCUCAGAUGAAAACUACACGAAGUGGACGAUGGAGGAGUACGACAACAUGACGCUUAAACAUGACGUCAUCGCCACCACGUGGAAGGACGGCCCCUAUCUGCUGGUGGUGGUGAUUAAGUCUAACAAACAGGAAGCCAACUGGAAUCUAACAGUCAACGUCGUAAUGAAAGGAACUCACGGCUAUAUCUCCAUCACGGAAUGGCCUCUCAUGAUCUUCUACAUGGUGAUGUGUACAGUGUACAUCCUGUAUGCGUUACUCUGGUUCCUGUGGGCUGCCUGCUACUGGAAGGACUUACUGAGGAUCCAGUUCUGGAUAGCUGGAGUCAUCUUUCUGGGCAUGGUGGAGAAGGCUGUGUUCUGUGCUGAGUACGAGAACACCAACGGUGUCGGGGCAGCUUCUCCAGGCCUGUUGAUCUUUGCUGAGCUCAUCUCUGCCCUGAAGAGAACCCUGGCACGGCUGCUGGUCAUUAUCGUCAGUCUGGGAUAUGGUAUAGUCAAACCUCGACUGGGUACAGUGAUGCACAGAGUGGUGGGACUAGGUGUGAUGUACUUUGCCUUUGCUGCCAUCGAAGGUGUGCUUAGGAUCACUGGGGCGAAAGACUCUGACCUUGCUCUGUUGGCCAACAUUCCUCUGGCUCUGCUUGACUCUUCUCUCUGCUGGUGGAUAUUUGUGAGCCUGGCUCACACUAUAAAGACACUGAAGCUGAGGAGAAACCCAGUGAAGCUGUCUCUCUACAGACAUUUCACAAACACACUCAUCUUCGCCAUUAUAGCUUCAAUCAUUUUCAUGGUGUGGACGACGAAAAAAUUCAGACUAGCCGUCUGUCAAUCUGACUGGGUGGAGCUGUGGGUAGAUGAUGCCUUCUGGAGGUUCCUGUUCUCCAUCAUACUGCUGGUUAUCAUGUUCUUAUGGAGACCCUCUGCUAACAACCAAAGAUAUGCGUUCACUCCACUGAUGGAUGACUCUGACGAUGAGGAGAUUGAGGAGUUCCUGGUGUCAGCUAAUUUAGCUGAUGGCAUAAAGCUGAGAGCCUCCAACUUUAAGAGUGAGACGAACGGCUCAGCCAAACCUUCAGGAUCUAACCAGGAUGAAGACUUGAAGUGGGUGGAAGAGAACAUUCCUACCUCUCUAACAGACGUAGCGUUGCCCGUCCUUCUUGAUUCAGAUGAGGAAAUCAUGACUACAAAAUAUGAAAUGUCCAAGAUGGAGUAACAUGGGGAAAUCUUCCUACUACCCACGAUGGAUGCAGAGCAUCUCUUCCUUCUGAGAUUGGUUCCUCCUGCAUGGCAUGGAAGAGACAGAUCACCAGGAGCGCGACACCUCUCCCGUCCUAGGCCUGUUUAGGCUGAGAGUCAGACCUCUGUCUACAACACUACUGGGGCUUAACACCUCUGACUUGGCGAUCAGCAGGGUCUUAUUCAUUCGGUAUCAAAUGGAAGAAAACUGAUUUAAACAGGAGGUACGACCUGAACUUGUCCAAUAAGAAAUGCUUGUUAUAGUUUUCCGUUGCAAAACAUUUUUGCUGCGGUGUGCCCUAAUGUGUUUAGCCCUCUCACCCUCUCCACAAACCAAUACAUGACAAUUGAGUGUGUCCCAAAGUGCACCCUAUUCCCUAUUCAGUGCCUUCGGAAAGUAUUCAGACUCCUUUACCUUUUUUUCACAUUUUGUUACGUUACAGCCAUGUUCUAAAAUUGAUUAAAUGUUUUUU